AUGCAAGGAAGGCGGCCCAGCAAAACCUUGAAGCCGAAACCGAAGGCAACAAGGAAGAGCGUGAAGAAGCCCACACUCUCAGUGGGGGUGCAAAAGAUCAAGGCUGGAAAGGGGUCACAGGUGUCUCCUGACGAAGCUCAGGCCGUGGGCCACUUGGUGAUGCUGUUGAAAGCCAAGAAGAUGCGCAGCAUUCUGAACACGGCGCCGCCACCGCAACUCCCAAUCUCAGCUUUGAAUGAGGCACAUCCUGAGACCGGCCUGACACCGCUGGCGUUGGCGCUCGCACACGGCCAUGUCAGCUUGGUGCCAUCGCUCGUCAGCCUCAAGGCAGACGUGAAUGCUCCAGAUCCGAAAGGUGAUACACCACUCAUCAUGGCUGCAACAACUGGCGACGUGGCGGCUAUCGCUGCGUUGAUCGAGGCGGGGGCGUCCCUCACGCAGAAGAACAAGGAUGGGCGGCAGGCUUUGGACUUGGCAUCGACGGUCCCAGCUCGAGCUGCGCUGAUGACCUCCACCGUGCGGAAGAUCGCGGGGCUGCCGCGGCCUGUGUCGGCAUCCCUAGCACCGAUCCGGAGGCGGCGAUCCUCAGCCGCUGUUCAUCAUCGCUUCCGCCUGGAAGACUUGCCGGAUACACUGGGUACUGCCGACCUUCUGGAGGGGCACAUCCGAUCUCUCCUCCGGCGAGUUGGCGCACCAAGGCCGGAUGUCCUGGACAUCCCCGUAGAUCCGAUCCGGCAGAAAGCCAAAGGUCUGGCGUACCUAGAGUACGCAGACAAUGCUGCGGCUGACAAAGCCGAAAACAUGUUCGAGGAGGCCCAAGACCAGAAAGGGCCGAUGGGCACAAUGGCCAGGCUUGUGCGUGAGGGCACCGUGCCAGCCAGGAGACCAUCCACCCCUGGCCCAAGGGGCCACUAG
Messenger RNA from Symbiodinium natans, 915 nucleotides. The record is from the annotation of a GenBank genome assembly. Lineage: Eukaryota; Dinophyceae; Suessiales; Symbiodiniaceae.